AUGCUGUCUACUCUUCUCAUCUUUGCCUUUUUCCUGCCUUGCUGUUUGUUCUUUCCAGUUAUCCCCAGAACUAUCCUUGAUGAUUUGGACUACUUUAAGGAUUACUUCCAUCGAUUCUUCUUCACCAAAGAAGAAUCCCAGGAUUAUACUCUGGAGGAUCAAUUGCGCUUCUUGCAGCAUUUCUUCAGGCUGGAAGAAACUGGCUGGUUGGAUGAGCCCACAAAGGCCAUUAUAAAGAAACCUCGAUGUGGGGUCCGAGAUAUUGCUGACUAUUCAUUUUUUCCUGGGAAGCCUAAAAUUAAAAACAAUCUCAUAACCUACAGUAUCUUCAACUAUCCAAAGGACAUGAAGCAUAAGAUAGUUGAAAAGAUCUUGCAGAAGGCAUUAGAAGUCUGGAGCAGUGUGACACCCUUGAAAUUCCAAAGAGUGUAUAAACAAGAUUCUGACAUUGAGUUUGCUUUCCUGGCUGGAGAUCAUGGAGAUGCCUACCCCUUUGAUGGAAGAGGAAACAGAGAAGGAAACAUCCUAGCUCAUGCUUUUGCCCUAAAUCCUUACUACCAAGGAGCUGUCCACUUUGACAGUGAUGAAGAAUGGUCGUAUUCUGAGGAGGGAACCAACCUCUUCCUGGUGGCUGUUCAUGAGAUAGGCCAUGUCCUGGGUCUGAGGCACUCUCAGGAUUCAGACUCCAUCAUGUUCCCCAACUAUGAAUACCAGGACCCAAAAUUCUUCAGGCUCAGCUAUGAUGAUAUAAUAGGGAUCCAGAGCCUUUAUUAUCAAGGGAGGGAAAAUACAAUAUCCUGAAACUCCAGACUU
Molecule: messenger RNA, 813 nt
Organism: Vombatus ursinus (common wombat)
Lineage: Eukaryota; Metazoa; Chordata; Mammalia; Diprotodontia; Vombatidae
Gene: MMP26
Product: matrix metallopeptidase 26
Exons: 6
Coding region: 1-801 (266 amino acids)
Biological process (GO): proteolysis; collagen catabolic process; extracellular matrix organization
Cellular component (GO): extracellular matrix
Molecular function (GO): zinc ion binding; metalloendopeptidase activity
Source: RefSeq, a predicted model, not a curated record